Molecule: messenger RNA, 2160 nt
Organism: Malania oleifera
Lineage: Eukaryota; Viridiplantae; Streptophyta; Magnoliopsida; Santalales; Ximeniaceae
Product: mitogen-activated protein kinase homolog NTF6
Exons: 6
Coding region: 545-1660 (371 amino acids)
Biological process (GO): intracellular signal transduction; protein phosphorylation
Cellular component (GO): cytoplasm; nucleus
Molecular function (GO): MAP kinase activity; ATP binding
Source: RefSeq, a predicted model, not a curated record
GGGAUCUUGUUGGCUGUUCAAACAACAGGGCAAAUCCCCUACCUCAAGGGAAUGUAGAAACUUCCAGGAGUGGUGAAGGAUCAAUUUGGUCUAACUUAGGCUAGAAGAAGGGGGAAAAGAAAAAAAGGAGAGGGGUGGGGGGUUAGGCUUCUUAUUGACUGAUCAAACAACAGGGCAAUUUGGGCAGGGAAAGCCUUGCAUCGGUGGGCAAUGGAAACUUUCAGGAGUGCUUCAAGGGUCCACGGCCGGCUCAAUGCAGCUUCGCUCCCCAUUGGGUUAUUUUCAAAUUUCAAACUUGGAAGUUCAAAGUUCAAAAUCAACGCACACACCCAAAUGGCCUCUCUCUAAAGCUAAACAGUCCGUCUGUCCACUCUAUUCUCUUUUGUCCUUUUUUUCUUCCCCACAUUAAACCCUCUCUCUCUCUCUCUCUCUCUCUCUCUCUACAUCUCAGAGAUGGAGAGCGCUUUUGUCUUUCUCCUCCUUCUGUGACAAAGCCCAAAACCCUUUACUUUUCAUACACGGAGAGAGAAGAGAGAGAAAGAGAAUGGAGACUGAAUCUAUGGCAGUCGAAGUGAAGGGUGUUCCGACUUAUGGCGGAAGAUACGUUCAAUACAAUGUUCUGGGGAACCUUUUUGAGGUCCCUGCUAAAUACGUUCCUCCAUUGCAACCGGUGGGUCGCGGAGCAUACGGCAUCGUUUGCUGUGCAAUGAAUUCAGAGACAAAUGAAGAGGUUGCAAUCAAGAAAAUUGGGAAUGCUUUUGACAAUAGAAUUGAUGCUAAAAGGACACUGCGUGAGAUCAAGCUCCUUAGCCAUAUGGAUCAUGAAAAUAUUAUCAAAAUCAAGGAUAUUAUAUGGCCGCCGGAUAAGGAAGCUUUCAGUGAUGUGUAUAUUGUUUAUGAAUUGAUGGAUACUGAUCUCCACCAGAUAAUACGUUCUAACCAGGCCCUUACAGAUGAUCACUGUCAAUAUUUUCUUUAUCAAUUAUUGCGGGGACUGAAAUACAUACACUCUGCAAAUGUUUUGCACCGAGAUCUGAAACCAAGCAACCUGCUUCUCAAUGCAAACUGUGACCUCAAGAUUUGUGAUUUUGGGCUUGCCAGAACCACCUCAGAAACAGAUUUCAUGACAGAAUAUGUUGUUACACGAUGGUAUCGGGCCCCUGAAUUGCUGCUCAACUGUUCAGAAUAUACUGCAGCCAUUGAUAUUUGGUCUGUCGGGUGCAUUUUCAUGGAGAUUAUUAAGAGGGAGCCACUUUUCCCUGGCAAAGAUUAUGUUCAGCAGUUGGGGCUUAUAACUGAGCUUUUAGGUUCACCAGAAGAUUCAGAUCUUGGAUUCCUAAGAAGUGAUAAUGCUAGGAAAUAUGUAAAGCAGCUUCCUCAUUUCCCAAAGCAAUCUUUUUCACAAAAGUUCCCAAAUGUGUCCCCAGUUGCCAUUGAUCUUGCAGAGAAAAUGCUAGUAUUUGAUCCAAGCAGACGCAUUAGUGUUGAGGAAGCAUUGAAGCACCCCUACUUGUCAAGUCUCCAUGAGAUCAACGAGGAACCGACUUGUCCAUCUCCUUUCAAUUUUGAUUUUGAGCAAUCAUCCUUGAGUGAAGAAGAUAUAAAGGAGCUCGUAUGGAGGGAGGCUAUGCACUUCAACCCAGAUAAGAUGCUGGAGUAAUUGAGCAAUUAUCCUUGAGCAAAGAAGAUUUAAUGGAGUUCGUAUGGAGGGAGGCUAUGCCCUUCAACCCGGGUAAGAUGCUGGAGUAAUUACAUCGACAAGGUUCCCUACUUGGUUUCAAUCUUUUAGUUUUUGUAGUCCUGAUUGAGAGUUUAAUUUGGCUUGGAAAGUAAUUUUAAUGUAUAAUAUGUUAUUGGGGUUUCUGUAUGAGCCAUAGUAAAUUGGGAGAUGGGUUCUCCCUUCUCUGUCCAGAGGCCAAAAUGGCAGUUUAUGUAUUGGUAUGAUGUGGGUUACUGGAUUCACUAGGAGUUUUCAGUACCUCAAUAGGGUUGGUAUGCAUAAGAGAAAGCGAGCUCCUAGCUUUGUUGUCUUUAGUUCCGUUAUGUAUAUUGUGUACUUGUUUGAUCUAUACAGCAGAAAAAAGAUGCAAGAAGGCAAAAAUAGUAUGAUUAUUUUGCUUUCUAUGAAAAUUAUGGAAUGCAUCCAUGCCCAUUUACAAA